ACGAUCUAGAAGCCGGUCACGGCGCAGAAGACGAUCCAGAUCACGCUCAAGGUCCCGAUCUAGGUCUAGACAUAGAAGGUCACGAUCACGCUCCAGAGGUCGAAGGUCAUCCUCUAGAUCACGCAGGAGGAGGUCAAGAUCAAGGGACAGAGACAGGGACAGGGAUCGUGACAGAAGGGACAGAGAUAGAGACAGAGAUCGUGAAAGAGACAGGGAAAAGGAGAGGGAAAAGGAGAAGCUUGAUCCUGAGAAGGAGCGCCUGAGGGAGAAGGAGAGGGAGAAGGAAAAGGAGAGAAAAAAGAGAGGGCUUCCUCCCAUCAAGAAGGAUCACUUGAGUGUCUGUUCCACAACUCUCUGGGUUGGCCACUUGUCAAAGCUUGUGCACCAAGAAGAGCUGUCUGAUACAUUUGGAGAAUAUGGAGACAUAGUAUCCAUUGACCUUAUUCCACCACGUGGUUGUGCUUUCAUUUGCAUGAAUAGACGUCAGGAUGCUGCUAGGGCACUAGCCAAGCUCAAAAAUCACAAGAUGCAU
This is a messenger RNA of Penaeus monodon (black tiger shrimp), 532 nucleotides long. RefSeq names its product SR-related and CTD-associated factor 4-like. Lineage: Eukaryota; Metazoa; Arthropoda; Malacostraca; Decapoda; Penaeidae. The record is from RefSeq and is a predicted model, not a curated record.